Messenger RNA from Pistacia vera, 1468 nucleotides. Its product is annotated as KH domain-containing protein At1g09660/At1g09670. Gene Ontology annotation, cellular component: nucleus. Gene Ontology annotation, biological process: regulation of mRNA splicing, via spliceosome. The record is from RefSeq and is a predicted model, not a curated record. Bases 147 to 1019 code for a protein of 290 amino acids. Lineage: Eukaryota; Viridiplantae; Streptophyta; Magnoliopsida; Sapindales; Anacardiaceae. The transcript is spliced from 8 exons. Gene Ontology annotation, molecular function: mRNA binding.
ACACACUUCCACAACACCCCCAAAUAAAAAAGAAAGAGCGACCAGAUAGACAACAAGACUCUCUCACAGUAACACCACUUCCACCUCCCUCCACUUUGCAUCUACUUCCCUCCUCCCGUCUCUCUUUUCAUCCCCAAUCAUCUUCUAUGGGAGAGAGAAUCACUCCUGGAAGUUACUUCCAGUACCCUCCUUCUGGAGUCCAUGCUUCUCCUCAUAGACCCUCUUCUUCUCUGCCUUUAGAUCGUGAAAGAUAUUUGGGUGAAUUAUUGGCGGAGAGGCAAAAAUUAGUGCCAUUUAUGCAAGUUUUGCCACUAUGCACCAGGCUUCUAAGUCAAGAAAUCAGACGGGUAACAGGUUACAAUCCAAGUUUUGUUGAUCAUGAAAGGUUUGAACCUGAUAGUCCAUUUAGGUCAUUAGGUCAGCCAAAUGGAAGACCGAUGGAAUUGGAGGGAUUGUCAGCGAUGCAAACAGAGGAAAAUGGGCAUCUCCAAAGAAUGGCCUCUUUUCAAAAUCCUCCAAUGGGCUGGACAGGGGUGCCGGGAAUUCCGACCACACCUAUUGUAAAGAGAGUUGUUAGACUUGAUGUUCCUGUUGACAAAUAUCCAAAUCAGUAUAAUUUUGUUGGUCGAAUUUUGGGACCACGUGGGAACUCUCUGAAAAGAGUUGAAGCCAUGACAGAAUGUAGGGUGUUCAUAAGAGGCCGGGGCUCCAUAAAGGAUUCUAUAAAGGAAGAGAAACUAAAAGAUAAACCUGGUUAUGAGCAUCUAAAUGAGCCGCUGCAUGUGUUAGUGGAGGCCGAAUUUCCAGAGGAUAUAAUAAAUGCCCGCCUGGAUCAUGCGGUGGCGAUAUUAGAAAAUCUUCUGAAGCCAGUGGAUGAAUCCUUGGAUCACUAUAAGAAGCAACAAUUAAGGGAAUUGGCUAUGCUAAAUGGUACUCUAAGAGAAGAAAGCCCCAGCAUGAGCCCGAGUAUGUCACCCUUUAACAGUGCAGGAUUGAAGCGUGCAAAGACAGGAAGAUAACCCCCAUUUAGUGAUGAUGGAUCAUAAUUAUUAAACAUGCUGGACCACUGCAGCUGAUGGACUGCAGUCCUGACGACUUCAACUAUAUUGUUCUUCGGAACCUUGGGAGACUUGGUGAUUGAGAAGAGUUAAGUUGAAACCAAGAGUAAGUUAUGCGCGUGAAAUGUUGGCAUGCCAGAUGGGUUAUCUGUUUCGAUAGUUGUGUUCUAUAUGGCUAACAUCUUGAUCUACAAUCUCAAUUCUUUUCAUGUAUAAUUCCUUUGAAAGUCGAAUUUGUUAUUUGAUUGGUUAAAAAAGUAGCUCAUUCCCUAAUCAAUUUAUUUGUUAUUCCAGCUAGCUGUUGAUUGAAUGUGAACUUUAUAUGUACUUUGGCAGAUACUUUGCCUUAACAAUCUUAUGCCUAUUGACAUGAAACAAAUGAAUAAUAAAUUGCAUCGUAAUUUCUGUUA